AAAGCCAGUGUGGUGUGGGUCAUGUCGUCUAUAGUGUGAGUGUAAACAAGCAACAUGAGUGUCCCCCGAGGAGUAUUGUUGUUACUGUUGGUCCUUUUAUUCGGUUUUACUUUAGUUAAUUGUAAAAAGGAGCUCACACUCUCAGAACGCGUCCAGCAGUUGUCAGAUGCAGGGUUGAAGAAACCAGUCCUGCGUUUCAAUGGAGACAAGUUCCGCCAGUAUGUAAAAGGGACGCCUCGUAACUACUCCAUGAUUGUCAUGUUCACAGCCUUGGCUCCUUCUAGACAAUGUGGUAUUUGUAGGCAUGCACACGAUGAGUUCCAGCUGGUAGCUAACUCCUGGCGGUACUCUCAGGGCUACUCCAACAAACUCUUCUUUGCUCUUGUAGACUUUGAUGAAGGUCCAGAUGUCUUCCAACAGCUGCGCCUCAACUCUGCUCCUGUGUUCAUGCAUUUCCCGGCUAAAGGAAAACCCAAGAAGGUCGAUACUCUCGACAUUCAGCGAGUUGGAUUUGCUGCCGAAAGUAUAGCUCGGUGGGUCGCUGAGAGGACGGACAUCCAGAUCCGAGUGUUCCGUCCCCCCAAUUACUCUGGGCUGCUGGCUCUGGUGGUUCUGUUGGCAUUGGUGGUCGGCCUCCUCUACCUGCGCAAGAAUAACCUCGACUUCCUCUACAAUAAGACUACCUGGGCUCUUGGUGCACUGGCCUUUACCUUCGCUAUGACCUCAGGCCAAAUGUGGAACCAUAUCCGAGGACCACCAUUCCUGCAGAAGACUCAAGCUGGGAAUAUUGCUUACAUCCAUGGAUCAUCACAGGGACAGUUUAUUGUUGAAACUUAUAUUGUAGCCAUGCUCAAUGCAGCUGUUGUUUUGGGUAUGAUCCUGAUGACUGAAGCUGCCAACAAACGCGACGACGUGAGGAAACGCCGUAUCUAUGCCAUCAUUGGGCUGGGUCUGGUGGCCUUCUUCUUCUCACUCUCUUUGUCCAUAUUCCGUUCAAAAGCCCACGGAUACCCAUAUAGCUUUCUUCUGAAAUAAACCCUGGAGAGCAGAGUGAAGCAAGUCCCAGCAAGUUUUCUUCUGAAAUAUUUUUUAUUUGGUUAUGGAGUGAACUUACAUACCGGUAGUCUGAUUCUGGUAUGGCUGCCUUACAUUUGAGUAGUGUGAGAUCCUUGAGAGUUACUAUUUAUUGUAGAUAGUAAAAUUUAUUUUAUUUUUCAUUUACUUUAUUUUCUAAUUACCUGAUAUCUACUGCGAUUAUUACAAACAUUAUGCUUGUGUAAGAUUGUGUUGUGUAGAUGGAUAUGAACUUGAAAGGGAUAUUUACUGCAGUUAGUCUUUGCAUUCCAACAAGAAGGUAUGAUUGUUUACCCUUGUGUUGUUUUAGCAACUUGUAUGAUAUUUAUUUAAAAAUAUUAUCACAGCUUCCACUUGUGGUGUUACUUUAUGAAUAGUAGUUUGAAUUUACCAUCAGACACUUAACGUCUUUAUGAUGAAUCUUUUUUGUUUUCUGUUUUGUAAAUGUCAAAGUGAGACGAUCUAACUUUGGUAUUAUAAAUCAUCAAAUAAAAGGAAUUAUGCAAAAUC
Homarus americanus (American lobster) is the source of this 1584-nucleotide messenger RNA. It is a transcript of the gene Ostgamma, whose product is annotated as tumor suppressor candidate 3-like. The coding region runs from base 55 to 1035 and encodes 326 amino acids. The transcript has 8 exons. The record is from RefSeq and is a predicted model, not a curated record. NCBI's taxonomy places the organism in Eukaryota, Metazoa, Arthropoda, Malacostraca, Decapoda, Nephropidae. Gene Ontology annotation, cellular component: oligosaccharyltransferase complex.